AUGUAUGAGUUUGAUCGCAAAGCAUCUGUGCCACAGGAGUAUUUGACCCAGCCCAAGCGGUGGAUGAAGACCAAGGGCGAUAUCUUUGAGGCUUACGUGGCUGCCGCUAUAUUAUCUGAUCCCAUCACUGGCUAUCAGAAGGCUGAGAAAUGGUUGACACAGUUAUGGCUGCCUAAGCUUUCAGGUCUUGCGGUUCAACAGCCGGUCAUGAAUGCAAAGGAGAAUCUUGCUAGAAAGAUCAUGGGCAAAGACAUCAAGUUGAAAUAUAUUGAUGAGCGUGAGCCUAUCCAGCCAGAGAAGGGGAAGCAAACAUUCUUCAUUGAUAAUAAUAUCGGCUGCUAA
Messenger RNA from Aspergillus terreus NIH2624, 342 nucleotides. Its product is annotated as ribonuclease III. The record is from RefSeq and is a predicted model, not a curated record. Gene Ontology annotation, molecular function: ribonuclease III activity. The transcript has 2 exons. Lineage: Eukaryota; Fungi; Ascomycota; Eurotiomycetes; Eurotiales; Aspergillaceae. Gene Ontology annotation, biological process: RNA processing. Bases 1 to 342 code for a protein of 113 amino acids.